UUGUUACGAUUGGAUAAUAAGAUUAUCUGGAGAGAAGAUUUUAAUAAUGAUAAUAGAUAUAUGGUUGAAGAUGGGGACGAGUUGCAUUUAGAUUUUAUUGUGUAUCCUGAGAUUAUAGAGAAGCUUAAUAGAAAGAAUCAUAAUUACGAGAUUGAAAUUAUUAAGGAAAUAUGUGAACUGAGGGACAAUAAUGGAAUGCGAAAAAGAAGAUAUGAUUGUGAUGAUAAGAAUUCAAAAAGAUUAAAAACUUCUCAGG
This is a messenger RNA of Acaulospora morrowiae, 256 nucleotides long. NCBI's taxonomy places the organism in Eukaryota, Fungi, Glomeromycota, Glomeromycetes, Diversisporales, Acaulosporaceae. The record is from the annotation of a GenBank genome assembly.